AUGAACCCAUCACAAUCCACUAAUAAUAGCAUCAUUAGUAAUGAAACCACUACUAAAAUACCAGAAGGACAUUCAGUCACUCAAAGAUUACAAAGCGAAUUAGUACAAUUGAUGAUGAGUGCGCCACCGGGAUUAAGUGCGUUCCCAAUAAAUGAUGAUGACCUAACCAAAUGGAGUGGCAUAAUCACAGGCCCAGACAGUACGCCAUAUGAAGGUUUGAAAUUCAAAAUUUUUCUUCAAUUUCCUAAUAAUUAUCCAUAUGCUCCACCAAAGGUGACGUUUACCAGUCCUAUGUGGCAUCCUAAUGUUGAUAUGAGUGGGAACAUAUGCUUAGAUAUUUUAAAAGACCAAUGGAGUGCUGUUUAUAAUGUACAAACCAUUUUAUUAUCGUUACAAUCGCUACUAGAGGAACCAAAUAAUAGCUCCCCAUUAAAUGCAGUUGCUGCUGAGCUAUGGGAUAAAGAUAUGGAUGAAUAUAAAAAGAAACUAAUUGCCAGAUACGAAGAAAUUGAUGACAAUUAA
Messenger RNA from Saccharomycodes ludwigii, 522 nucleotides. It is a transcript of the gene UBC11, whose product is annotated as putative E2 ubiquitin-protein ligase UBC11. NCBI's taxonomy places the organism in Eukaryota, Fungi, Ascomycota, Saccharomycetes, Saccharomycodales, Saccharomycodaceae. The record is from RefSeq and is a predicted model, not a curated record. The transcript has a single exon. The coding region runs from base 1 to 522 and encodes 173 amino acids.